This is a messenger RNA of Drepanopeziza brunnea f. sp. 'multigermtubi' MB_m1, 456 nucleotides long. RefSeq lists its product as uncharacterized. NCBI's taxonomy places the organism in Eukaryota, Fungi, Ascomycota, Leotiomycetes, Helotiales, Drepanopezizaceae. The record is from RefSeq and is a predicted model, not a curated record.
AUGACUCCUUCCACUCCAACGCGGAACCUUCGAACCAGAACCCCGGUCUCAUACGCGCUGCCCAGCAGAAAGACUAAGCUGAGAAGAGGAGAUCCCCAGUUUGGGGGGCCGGUUCCGGCUGGCACCCCGGCUGCCCGUAUCGUCACCAUCACUGCCGCCACCGUCGCCACCGUCUGCGCCAUCACCAGCGCCAUCACCAGCGCCAUCACCAGCCCCAUCACCAGCGCCAUCACCAGCCCCAUCACCAGCCUCAUCACCAGCCCCAUCACCAGCCCCAUCACCAGCCCCAUCACCAGCGCCGGCACCAACACCCGAACCAGCACUAGCGCAAACACCAGAGCCGUCGUCAUCAUCACCUGCCAGCGGAGAGCCGUCUCCAUCAUCAUUACUGAGCGGGGGGCUAGCGACUCCACCAAACCAAUCCCGGAUCGAUCAGAGGAUCGAAAUUUUGGAUAG